Molecule: messenger RNA, 3939 nt
Organism: Meleagris gallopavo (turkey)
Lineage: Eukaryota; Metazoa; Chordata; Aves; Galliformes; Phasianidae
Gene: RGS6
Product: regulator of G protein signaling 6
Biological process (GO): G protein-coupled receptor signaling pathway; intracellular signal transduction; positive regulation of GTPase activity
Cellular component (GO): neuron projection; cytoplasm
Molecular function (GO): GTPase activator activity
Source: RefSeq, a predicted model, not a curated record
CUUACAAGCAGUUACAGCGCUCCGUGUGCUCGCUGCCUGACGCUGAAGUGGCAUUUCUGCAAACACACCUCGGCGCUGUAGAGGGCAGAUUGUGUGUGCAGACAGGUCCACGUCACCGAGCAGCUCCGGGGUGCUUCAGAGGACAAACAAUCCAUCUCGCUCUCGGAACUGACACGCUCCUGGUUCCUCAUGGGAUUUUUCUCUGGCUGUUCAUCAUUGCCUUAGUAUGAGAAUUCAUACCACGCUGUUGCCCAGCGACAAGAGGCAAACAUGGCCCAAGCGCCCGCUGACCCCAGCAGUGUGGAAGCUGCAGACCCUGAGGAGAGCUCCCCAAACAUGAUCGUCUACAGGAAGAUUGAAGACAUCAUUACAAGAAUGCAGGAUGACAAAACUGGUGGAGUCCCCAUCCGAACUGUCAAGAGCUUUCUGUCUAAAAUCCCCAGUGUCGUCACUGGUGCUGAUAUUGUGCAGUGGCUUAUGAAGAACCUCAGCAUUGAGGAUCAAGGGGAAGCAAUACACUUGGGAAGUCUUAUCGCUGCACAGGGUUAUGUGUUUCCAAUCUCAGACCACGUCCUUACCCUGAAAGAUGAUGGGACGUUCUAUCGUUUUCAGGCACCAUACUUUUGGCCUUCAAACUGCUGGGAGCCAGAAAACACAGAUUAUGCCAUCUAUCUUUGCAAACGGACCAUGCAGAACAAAGCUAGGCUGGAGCUGGCCGAUUAUGAAGCCGAAAACUUAGCAAGACUUCAGAGAGCAUUUGCAAGGAAGUGGGAAUUCAUCUUCAUGCAAGCUGAAGCCCAAGUGAAAAUUGACAGGAAAAAAGACAAAACAGAAAGGAAAAUUUUGGACAGCCAGGAAAGAGCAUUCUGGGAUGUGCACAGGCCUGUGCCAGGCUGUGUGAACACCACAGAAAUGGACAUUAGAAAGUGUCGUCGUAUGAAAAACCCACAGAAGGUGAAAAAGUCAGUAUAUGGGGUUACAGAGGAAUCUCAGCCCCAAAGCCCUGUUCAUGUGCCCUCCCAACCCGUACGCAAAACUACAAAAGAGGAUUUCCGGAAACAAAUAACUUUUCUGAACCUGCAGAUAGACAGGCAUUGUUUAAAGAUGUCCAAAGUAGCGGAAAGUUUAAUAGCGUACACAGAGCAGUAUGUGGAAUAUGACCCUUUUAUCACUCCUGCUGAGCCUUCUAAUCCCUGGAUAAGUGAUGAUGCAGCUUUGUGGGACAUUGAAAUGAGCAAAGAACCUAGUCAGCAGCGUGUGAAAAGAUGGGGCUUCUCCAUGGAUGAGGUACUGAAGGACCCAGUAGGACGAGACCAGUUCCUUCGUUUCCUGGAAUCAGAAUUCAGCUCAGAAAACCUCAGAUUUUGGUUGGCUGUCCAAGAUCUCAAAAAACAACCUCUACAGGAUGUGACCACCAGAGUGGAGGAAAUCUGGCAGGAGUUUCUAGCUCCUGGGGCCCAGAGUGCUAUCAACCUGGAUUCCCACAGCUAUGAGAAAACAAGCCAAAAUGUCAAAGACCCAGGGAGAUACACAUAUGAAGACGCACAGGAGCACAUUUACAAGCUGAUGAAGAGUGACAGCUAUGCGCGCUUCCUCCGUUCAAAUGCUUACCAGGACUUACUGCUGGCAAAGAAGAAGCCAGAGAAUGAGCAAGGUCGUAGAACUUCUCUAGAAAAGUUCACUCGCAGCGUGGUAAGUUCUUUUUCUUCUCCCUCCUCCCUUUCUUCAGAACUCCAUUUUUCAUUGGGGGGAAUGCGGAUGCUUAUCUUUUUAUUUCAACUUUAUGUUUGCAGAUAGCAUCUUUGCGGCUUCUCUUUUAGUAUCGUAGCUCAUCUAAAUAGCAACUCUAAAAACGGGGUGGGUGAGGAGCAGAAUUCCAUCACAGUGCUCAUUCCAGCUAAUCAUCACUGCAAAAGCAAAUUGAUUUGUGUCCAGAAUUAAAUGGAUGGAUGUCUUUUUGCUGUGUGCCCACUACAGCAUUUGUCCUGGCUUUUCCUUGCGCAGAGAUUCAGAAGAGCAUGAUUCUAGUAGCACCAUUUCAACAGUAUCCAUACUGACCUCCAUGCAUGAGUCUUGCUGCCAUGUGUAUAUAUAUACAUACAUAGCCACCCACUACACUGCAGCCGCUCCCUCUGUUGCCCCCAUUUGUCAAUACUCAUGUAAGUAGUGAUGUUGGAACGUGACACUGUUAAACCUCUUACAUAAUGGGAUGGUGAGACUUCAAGGCCAGUGGGCAGAGGUCCUCUCCUCUCGUCCUUCACCAAUCUCUGAUCUUCAGCUACUUGGGCCCUAAUGAUCUUCUAGAGAAUGAGGGCAGUUCUUGGCUUCCUUCUGCUCCCAGUGUUGUGCAUGUAUCCUGGGGUGUCCCCCUCUUGCAGUAGCACAGCUGUCUUGGUGGGAAGGGCUGGCACAGGUAGGGGAAGGGUGCAGGAUGGGAUCAGCAGCAUUCAAGGAGCAGCAGGGAGCUAGCACUGAAGAUAUAUCAACAAGUUGUUCUGGUGUUGUUUAAUAUCAAGUAUGUUUUGACUUGAUAUGCCAUGCAGUUUUGGCAUACUGCUGUGAUAUUCAGCUUUAUAACAAAGAUGUUGGACUGUGUAUGUAUAGUACAUAUGCUUUUAUUUGCGUGUCUCUAUGUAUUUAUGUAUAUUAAUAUAUAUACAUGUUAUAUACGUAACACACUGUAUAAAUAUGAAACAUUUGUACAUCCAGAUAGAAAAGGGGAAACUGCAGGUAAGUGUGAGCUAUCAUAUAGCAGAUAAACCUGGAGGGGUUCUUUCUGAUGCACACACAAACCAAAUACAGAGCUUUGUAGUAUAUGUCUGGCAGACUUCCUGAGGAAUGUAUUUAUAUAGCUAAUGCAUAUGCACACAUUUGAAGCAUGUUGAUACAAAAUAUAUCACUGUGCCCAUCUGCAUAUUUACUGCUUUGUAAGAGUUUGCCAGAAAGAGGAACAGGCGAGUUGGGUUUUUUUUUGUUGUUUUUUUUUUUAAAUAAACUAUGCCGAUAUAUUUACACUGAGUAGCAAAUUCUGCUCCCAGAUUCGCCAUUCAAGCUUUGAGAAGUCCUCAAAAGUACAUGGGCAGCACAGCAGUAGGUAGACAUAGCAGUCCCUGACCAGUUCAGCCCUAUGCUUGGCUCCUGGCUGUGGAGUCAGAGGUGCAAAGCUGGACUGGCUCUUCUAUGUGCACCAAGGGACGGGUCGGCCUCGGGGAGCCGCACUCACUCUGGGCAAUGCAUUGCAGAUCUGACAGUCUGUUGCACCAGAGCACUUACUAAUCCACCUCAUUUAAAAAAUGAUGGCACUGCACACGGUGGCAGGUUUAUCUUAUUACAAUUUUCCUUUCGAAUAUAGCAAGGAUUGACAUUAUGAAAGCAGAGUUAGCCUGUCUUCUUGCUCAAGUGAAGAUAAAUGACAUCAUAAAAAUCAGACAUCAUGUAUCAUAUAUGUUAUAAAUAAUACUUGUUACUGAGGUAAUAACUUAAUUUUAAAGACAUACACACAUACAAAUCCAUAUAUCUACAUCUCUCUCUUCUGUCAUAUCUGAUCAUCUUACUAAUUAAAAGGAGCCUGCUAUACUAUUUUUAGCUAUGCAGUCUCAGCCUAGCUGUUUAAACCACAGUAGUUUCCCAUCUGCUUUAGAAAUGAUUUAAUAAUCAGACAGAAGCUUAGUUCUUGUAAGCUGAGAUGAUCCUUCAGAGCUAAGAGUGGAAGGAAAAUAUAUUUUAUGAGUUCGGUUAGGGAAACCACUGGUGUUGUUGUCUCAUAAAGGAAGCUACCAAGUUUCUUCCUAACUUGUGCUGGUGGCCAUUUAAUUGAAGGGGAAACAAGAGUAUUUAUUUUUAUUUUCCUUUGCACCUUCGUUGCACCUUGCAUCCUGAGUUCUCUCUUUAAAGCAGCAGUGGUUACUCAGCAAUAACAGGGAUUAUGGGGAUACUGAC